Molecule: messenger RNA, 468 nt
Organism: Lymnaea stagnalis (great pond snail)
Lineage: Eukaryota; Metazoa; Mollusca; Gastropoda; Lymnaeidae
Source: the annotation of a GenBank genome assembly
AUGGAUAAUCUUUAUGAAAUUUUGCACUGUCGCUUUGGAGACUCAGUAGAAAGUCUUAAAAAGUCAUAUAUGUCUCUUGUUCGUUUGCACCACCCCGACAAAUUGCCCCAGCACAGUUCCUCUGACUCUGGGUUGGACUUUCAAAGAGAUAAUGUAAAUACAGAAAUGUUCAUUAAAAUUGACAGAGCUUGGAAAAUUUUAAGCAAUCCUCACCUUCGAGCUCAAUAUGAUGCAAAAUGGCAUGAACGUACACUUGUUCAAAAUCUACCAAUACAAGACACUGUGUUUUUCAAGGAUUUUGAAUUUGAUGAAACAGAAAAUAUGUAUAAAUAUACAUGCAGAUGUGGAAGUUAUUAUUUAUUAUCAAAUUCAGAAUCAGAGUUUCAUUUUGAUAUCAUCUGCUGUGACACAUGCUCUUUAACAAUUAAAGUUAACUAUGAAAACAAUAAAGUUCUUUCAGAAAACUGA